AUGAAAGGUAGCCGGAUCGAACUGGGAGAUGUGACACCACACAAUAUUAAGCAGCUGAAGAGAUUAAACCAGGUCAUCUUUCCAGUCAGCUAUAAUGACAAGUUCUACAAGGAUGUGCUGGAGGUUGGCGAGCUAGCAAAACUUGCCUAUUUCAAUGAUAUUGCAGUCGGUGCAGUAUGCUGUAGGGUGGAUCAUUCACAGAAUCAGAAGAGACUUUACAUCAUGACACUAGGAUGUCUGGCACCAUACCGAAGGCUAGGAAUAGGAACUAAAAUGUUAAAUCAUGUCUUAAACAUCUGUGAAAAAGAUGGCACCUUUGACAACAUCUAUCUGCAUGUCCAGAUCAGCAACGAAUCAGCAAUUGACUUCUACAGGAAAUUUGGCUUUGAGAUUAUUGAGACCAAGAAGAACUACUAUAAGAGAAUAGAGCCUGCAGAUGCUCAUGUGCUGCAAAAAAACCUCAAAGUUCCUUCUGGCCAGAAUGCAGACGCGCAAAAGACCGACAACUGA
Molecule: messenger RNA, 510 nt
Organism: Pipistrellus nathusii (Nathusius's pipistrelle)
Lineage: Eukaryota; Metazoa; Chordata; Mammalia; Chiroptera; Vespertilionidae
Source: the annotation of a GenBank genome assembly